GGCUGACUGCUCUGCCGGCCGGAACCAUGACUGAAAGCAAUGAAAGGGAGUGGGCGGGGCAUGGCAAGAACACAGAGCAUGAAGAGUGAGCAACACACUGACUGAUUAGUGAGCUGCUAUAAAAGAGAGUGCUGGAGCUGCUGCUGGUGGUAUUAGCUUCAGCCGUCAGAGAGUCACACACUGAAGAGAAGAGACGUCUAAAGCUCUCACCUGAGGAAGUGAAGCACAAUAUUUUAAAGUUUGAAAUUUGAAACUUUGGCUUGACUUUGGAGAUUUACAGCAUCUUUCUGGCUGUACUCUGGACUCCUGGCUAUUUUUAUUCUGAGACUGACAGACUUUCUUAAACCAGGAUUGUUUUCCUUUCUGAUCUCGUUGGUUUGAAGACAAGGUCAUUUCAUCUUUCUCUGGGCAUCUUUUUGACCAAUGGCUGCUGUGCGUCAGAUGGUAAUGGAGGCGUCUGGUUUUCAUGCCUUACCAGCCCACCUAAUGGCCUCGGCCAUGGAGGAGUUCCCCCAACAACUCCCUGUACCUAAAGGCCCGGCUAAGGGCAAAAGCCGCGCCCGUCGACCUCGCGAGGCCCGAUUCAAAACCCAGCCUGUUACCUUUGCUGAGAUUGCAGAGGUAGAAGAAGAAGGUUCCUCGCCUAUGGAGGAGGAGAGGGCACGCCGCUCCUUCCUUCAGUCCCUGGAGAACUUGCGGCGCAGUACACAGACCCUCCACUGCCCAUCAACUGCCCACCACAGCUGCACACCCACACCCACGCAGACCAGCCAGGACUCCAGUGACUCCGACUCCACCCAGUGAGGACGGGGAAAUGCUCACGUUCUCUCGACAACGUUCCUUGCUUCACCUUGACGCCGCUUCAAAUGGAGGCCAACCCAACUGAACCAAACUGGCUUGUUUGCCAGCUUGUCUGUGUGUGUCUCUCUGUGUGUGUGUGCGUGUGUUAGCUGCUGCAUAGUUCUGCAAUUUAGAAUGCACUUCUACUAACAUAUCAACAGUAUGUGUAGGUUGAAGAUGCACUUGUAGCAUCUCUGUAAAAUCUCCCUGCCAGAGUACAAUUAUACUGACGAAGAAAUGAGUGUAGCAGACACAGCAGUGUGGAACACAGCACUCUUUAGAUGGAUUUGUUUUCUACAAUCUAAUGUGCAUGAGAAAAAAAAACUUGAAAGAUGGUUUGAUAUUUUUCCACUUUGAAAAUUUGUAAUUAUUUUUGUUUUAAUGCCGAUUUUUUUUUGUACUUCAGCAGUAUGAAUAAAAAGCACUGUAAUAAGAAAAUCCUAGGAUGAGAACUAACCACACUGUGAAUGCUUUCAGUGAGCAUCGAUAGUGACCUGGUCAUCACUGAAGGAGUAGACAUCACAAAGGCCUUCUUUAGUUUAGGGUUGUUUUUUUUCCAAAUAUACUGAAAUUCCUGCUUAUGCUUCUGUUCCAGAGAAAACAAUGUCUUUCUGAAUAUCCUUAAUUUAUUCUUUUACUUUGUUUAUAACCUUAUGGUCAUAGAUGUUUUAUUUUACUGCUCUUUCCUAUGGUUUUCUGUUUUUUUGAUUUUCCAAGGAAAUCAUACAUGUACUUUACAUUUGUGUAACUUUAUUCAAAAGAAAAUGUUUAAAAUGACUAUGCUGUGUACUUUAAUAAAUAUUUUCCAAC
Molecule: messenger RNA, 1650 nt
Organism: Cynoglossus semilaevis (tongue sole)
Lineage: Eukaryota; Metazoa; Chordata; Actinopteri; Pleuronectiformes; Cynoglossidae
Gene: c6h11orf96
Product: chromosome 6 C11orf96 homolog
Exons: 1
Coding region: 424-804 (126 amino acids)
Source: RefSeq, a predicted model, not a curated record